Carassius auratus (goldfish) is the source of this 3308-nucleotide messenger RNA. RefSeq lists its product as uncharacterized. Gene Ontology annotation, molecular function: nucleic acid binding; zinc ion binding. The transcript is spliced from 2 exons. NCBI's taxonomy places the organism in Eukaryota, Metazoa, Chordata, Actinopteri, Cypriniformes, Cyprinidae. The coding region runs from base 213 to 3200 and encodes 995 amino acids. The record is from RefSeq and is a predicted model, not a curated record.
UGGGAUAAUGUGUAUAUAUGCAUGAUGAGCAGUCAUUGGUUCCCAUGCCUGGGAAGAGGGUAUUUAAAUCACGUGAUGUGAUUUGCACGUGUGAAAUGUGUUGUAAUCAAUAUGUGAUCUGAACACCAGUAAAGUAUGUUUUGAUAGCAUUUGGUGGCUGGCCUCAUGAAUAUAUAACAUAAAUUGGCGACGAGGAUAAAGUGUGAGAAGACAUGGCGCAAAUCGGAAGAUUGGAUGAGUAUAAACCGGAAAAUGAGUCCUGGUCUGCAUAUAUUGAACGAGCGGAAUUGUUCAUGAUUGCAAAUGAUGUGGAUGAUACGAAGCAAGUAGCGACUUUGCUUAGUGCUGUGGGAACGUCCACAUAUGGAUUACUACGGAAUCUGGUUCAGCCUGCGAAGCCAAAGGAUAAAACGUUUGAAGAAAUUGUGAACAUUCUGAAGGCCCAUUUUGAACCAAAGCCGUUAAUAAUAGCUGAGCGUUUCCGAUUUCAGCGCUGUGUUCAAAAGCCCCAUGAAACUGUGUCCCAGUAUGUUGCUGAACUGAAACAAUGUGCAUCUAAAUGUGACUUUGGUGCAAGUUUGGAUGAGUCUCUACGUGAUCGUUUUGUCAGCGGAAUCCGAAGUGAAGCAUGUCAACGAAGAUUGCUUUCGGAAGACACACUCACUUUUGCACGGGCACUUGAAGUUGCUCACAGUAUGGAAACCGCAGAUCGAGAUACGCAACAGCUGAGGAAAACAGAGGAUUCAGCGACAACAGUGCAUAAGGUAAAUGCAAAGACUGUUUAUAACCAGAGACAAUGCUAUCGCUGUAAAGGGAAAAACCAUAAUGCACAGGAGUGUUAUUUUAAAAACUCUAAAUGUCACAAUUGUGGAGUGAUUGGGCAUAUAAAGAGAGCUUGCAAAGUUAAAAUGAAGUCACAUCCUAACAGUAAAUAUGCUGAACAACAGAACAAGCACAAAGUAACAGCUUAUAUGCAUGCUGAAGAGCCGGAGCUGGAAAUGUUUUCCAUGUUAAGUGAUACUGAGAAACAGUCUUUCCAAGUAAAUUUUACUGUGAAUCAGCAGGAUUUAUUGAUGGAGAUUGAUACAGGAGCGGCUGUAAGCAUCAUUUCACAACAAGAGUAUAGACGAUCGUUUGCCCAUUUGCCACUGGAGGGAGCUAGAGUCAAGUUAAAGACCUACACCGGUGAAUGCAUUCCAGUGUUGGGUCAAUUCACGGCUACUGUACAAUAUGAGGAUCAAGUGAAUGAGUUACCACUGAUCGUAGUCAAAGGGAAUGGUCCAAACCUGUGUGGGAGAAACUGGCUUCAGAAAGUAAAACUGAAUUGGAAGAUAAUUCGACAUGUGAGUAAGCAGCCUGGGUCCAUUCAAGAAGUGCUGGACAAAUAUAGUGAAGUCUUUAAGGAUGAGCUGGGCACUUUAAAGGACAUUAAAGCCACUAUUUCAGUGAAACCAGAUGUGCCACCCAAGUUUUUUAAAAGUCGUCCUCUUCCUUUUGCUAUGAAAGAGCGUGUGGAGAAGGAAAUUGAUAGACUGGAAAAAGCUAAUGUUAUAUCCCCAGUAAAAUACAGCGAGUGGGCUGCUCCAGUUGUUCCUGUUAUAAAAAAAGAUUCCACAAUUCGCUUAUGCGGAGACUACAAAGUCACUGUUAAUCAAGCUGCCAACACUGAAGUGUAUCCCUUGCCACGGAUCGAGGAAGUGUUAGCCACUUUGAGUGGAGGGAAGUUGUUUUCCAAGAUUGACUUGGCACAAGCAUAUCAACAAGUCGUGCUGGAUAAUGAUUCUAAGAAGUAUACGACAAUCAACACUCACAAGGGAUUAUAUGUGUAUAAUCGUCUUGCUUUUGGCAUCAGUUCAGCCCCUUCCAUUUUUCAACGAAUAAUGGAAAAUUUGAUGAAAGAUCUGAAAGUAAUUGUGUAUUUGGACGAUUUGUUGAUCACAGGUAAAGAUGAGCAAGAACAUCUAACAAACAUUUGCAAAGUCUUACAGCGUCUUCAAGAAUCAGGCUUAAGAGUAAAGAAAUGUAAAUGGGAGUGGGGACAAACACGGAUUGAGUACCUGGGUCAUGUGAUCGAUGAAAAAGGGGUGUAUCCGACAAAAGACAAGGUAAAAGCUAUUCAAGAUGCGCCAGCACCAUCAAAUGUGAAGGAACUACGAGCUUUUUUAGGUUUGGUAAAUUAUUAUGGACGCUUUGUACCACAGCAGAGCACAGUGUUGGCACCACUGUAUAGACUGUUGAAAGAACAAACUGCUUGGUGCUGGGGGAAAAAGGAACAAGGUGCUUUUAGUAGAUGUAAAGAAUUGCUCACCAGUGACAAAGUGCUAGUAUACUAUGAUCCACAACUGCCUUUGACUUUAGCAUGUGAUGCUUCCGCUUAUGGAAUUGGUGCGGUGCUUCAGCACAUCAUGCCAAAUGGUGACGAGCAUCCCAUUGCAUAUGCUUCACGUACUUUGUCCCCUGCUGAAAAGAAAUAUUCACAGAUUGAGAAGGAAGCUUUGAGUGUGAUCUAUGGAGUUAAAAAAUUCCAUCAGUAUCUUUGGGGAAGAUCUUUUAAUUUGAUAACUGAUCAUAGACCAUUAGUGACUCUGUUUGGUGAACAUAAGCAUUUCCCAAUGAUGGCAGCUGCUCGCAUUCAGCGGUGGGCGAUAAUUUUGUCGGCAUAUGAUUAUCAUAUCAUGUAUCGCAAGGCAGAAGAUCAUGGAAAUGCAGAUGGCUUGUCACGAAUUCCAUUACCUGAAAUUACCGAUGUAGGAACAGAAGCCAUUUCAGCAAAUAUCAACACACUUUUGACAAACCAUCUUCAAGAAGCUCCUCUAAAUGCAGCACAGAUUGCCAGAAUGACAAGAACAGAUCAAGAACUUUCUAAAGUGUUUCGUUAUGUCAUGGAAGGUUGGCCAAUUGAAGUGUCAGAUGAUUUGAAAGUAUUCUACGCGAAAAGAGAUGAACUGUCAGUAGAACAGGGAUGUCUGCUAUGGGGCACACGAGUGAUUGUACCAUUCAAAUUUCGAAAAUCAGUGUUACAGGAAAUUCACUCAGGACACCCUGGCAUUGUUAAAAUGAAAGCUCUGACUCGUAAAUACGUGUGGUGGCCUAAAAUUGAUACGGAUAUAGAAAGAGUUUGCAAGGAGUGUCAAAUCUGUCAACAAGAACAAAGAAUGCCAAGUCACGUCCCUCUUCAUCCUUGGGAAUUCCCGGAUUGAAGAGAUUGUUUUCUGCAUAUGGAUUACCUGAACAAAUCGUGACUGAUAAUCCAACUACUUUUACUUCUGAUGAAUUCCAAAGAUUUGUGAAGCAGAAUGGUAUUAUGC